This is a messenger RNA of Sceloporus undulatus (fence lizard), 2582 nucleotides long. It is a transcript of the gene RILPL2, whose product is annotated as Rab interacting lysosomal protein like 2. Bases 760 to 1389 code for a protein of 209 amino acids. Lineage: Eukaryota; Metazoa; Chordata; Lepidosauria; Squamata; Phrynosomatidae. Gene Ontology annotation, cellular component: cytoplasm; ciliary basal body. Gene Ontology annotation, molecular function: protein dimerization activity. Gene Ontology annotation, biological process: cilium assembly. The transcript is spliced from 4 exons. The record is from RefSeq and is a predicted model, not a curated record.
AAGAAGGACGGUUUUGCCAUUGAAUCCGGCGCCCCCUCGUGGCAGGAGCCCCGCAACGCAGCUCAGCCCUCUGGGAACCGUCGAGGCCUGUUUACAUUGUAGAAAUCAAGCCGUUUGACCCCGCUUUAAGGGAUGUACUUCCAUCCUGGGGGGCAUGUAGUUGUGCCUGGGCCCUCCUCUGAGGCUGAGACGGUGUGAUUUGUUCAAUGUUACCCAAUGGGUUUCCCUAGCCGUGGCAAAUGUUUCCCUAUGGGCAAGCAUUGCCUAUGGGCAAAUAUUCCCCUAUGGCUCUCUAUGGGCAGGGCAUACAUUCACCAAUGAUUCCCUAUGAGCAAGUAUUCUAUGUAUCUAUGGGCCCUAACCCUAUGAGCAAGUAUUCCCUAAUGUUUCUUCAUGGGCAAGUAUUCCUCUAUUCCCCAAUGAUUCCCUAUGGGCAAGUCCUGUCAUUUGUUUUCGUAUGUCUCGUUUCCAGGGCUGUGGCGGGAUUCGAACUCGGCUCUUCCAGAUCAUCGGAGCCCAGCAGAGAAACCUGGCCAAGGUUUGGCUUUGCCAAGCUCUGGGGAAGGACAGCCAAGGCCUGGGCAGGGCCUGGGUGCCCUCCAGUGCCAUGGCUACCACCCCUUGCGUCCCUUUGGCUCCUCCUCUCUGCCUCCUCCCUCAUUCAGCUUGGGCUGAAAGUUUCCAAGGAGGAAGGAAGUUGGGUUGGGAGAAGAGCUUGGCAAGGGGAGGCUGGCACCAUCUGGGGCCCUCUGGCUUGGCAUGGAAGCAGAGCAGCGCCAGGAGGAGGAGGAGGAGGAGGAAGAGGAAGGCCACCCUGAAGGCCCCUUUGGGAAAAACCCCUUUCAACUCACUGUGGAAGAUGUCUAUGACAUGUCCUACCUUCUGGGCAGGGAGCUGCACCAGCUGAGUAGCCAACCUGGCUUGGAGAUGCCCUCCCGGGUGGCCCAGCUCCAGUUCAAGGUGGUGGCCAUCCUGGAGAUGCUGGAAGCCUUGGUCAAUGAGAACAACCUGGCAGUGGAGGCCCUCCGCAUGGAGAGGGAUAGCCUCAAAAGAGAGCUGGAGAACCUCCGCCAAGAAGAGGCCUCUGGAAGCCCUGGAGAGGUGAACCUUGGGCCCAACAAGAUGGUCAUCGAUCUCACAGAUGCAAACCGCCCCCGCUUCACACUGCAGGAGCUGAGAGAGGUGCUCCAGGAACGCAACCAGCUGAAGGCACAGUUGCUGGUGGCGCAAGAAGAGCUACAGUGCUACAAGUGUGGCUUCAUCUCACCGAAAAAGGACUGGGUUGAACCAACACCAAGAGAAAUGGCUGUAGGCACCACUUCUAGUUCCGGCAGAGGAAGAGAAGAGAAAACCAUGAUCAAACGUCUGUUCAAUUUUAAAAGGUCAUGAUGGGGUUCCUCCCUUUCCCACGGAAAAGACUCAGAGGAAACAAAACACCACUAUCUGAAUGCCAAGAAAUGCAAUUUUUGAAGACCAGGUGUCACUUGUCAUCAGCAGCCACUGGAAGCAUUGGGAUCCGUGUUUAAAUGUUACGUGCAAAGUUAGCAUCUUUCCCUGUUCUAAUCUCCAGGUCUGGGGAAUCUCUAACCUCACAGAUUUGUUGGACUACAAAUCCCACCACCCCUCACACAUUACCUGGGAAUGAUGUAGCUUGUAGUCCAGUAAUAGCUAGAGAAUAAAUAAGUAGGAAACUGUGUGGAGACCAGAGGCCAAUUCUCCUCUGACCCUUCACAUGGGCCGCAUCUCCCACAUAAGCCCAAAUACGUCCAUUUUUCUCUGCAGACCCUCUCAAAAUGGCAAUAAGAACUGGCAUUGCACUUCCUGCCACCAUUUUGAGAGGAAUUAGAGAAAAACUGUGACAAUGGUGGGUAAUACAAGGUUCUAGGGUGCUUGUGGGGAUGAGGUGGAAGUAUUUCACAUGCUUUUGCAUAUUUAGGAGCAAAAAUUGAAUGAAAAAUGUGGUGUUUUAAAUGGGAGGACAGAAAUUGAGGUCCAAGGGCUACACUAUGCCCAGAACUCAUCUUGAGGGUCAGUGAUUUUCACCCCAGUGUAAAGAACAGUACUACCUCUUUCUCAUCUGUUUUACAAGCAUCCUACUGGAAAAUGCUCCUGUGUUUGUAUAGAGCAGAAUAAAUUUCUUACACUGAAUUCCUAGAACCAUUCGAGAGUUGUUUGUAAGUGUUGCUUUACAUUUUCACAGGCAUUGCUAUUCCGAUGGCAAAAGGAAGUUGAAGCAGAGGGUGCUUUCAGGUGGCUUGCCUGGAUUUGGGGGAGCUAAAUCUUUUAUUUCUAAUGGAUAUUUUUGUAGGGGGGGAAAUCACUCUAACCUUGAGUGCGGGAUUGUGUCUUACCUUUAACUCCCAGAGUGUGCCAACUGUUCAUCCUGGAUGGAGGAUUCUGGGCGUUGUAUGCCAUUUUUCCUAGCUCUGGAGACCACAGGAAGCUUGCAAGCAGAAAAGACAACAAUUUCUGGGCCACCCCAGGAAAAUUCUGUGACCGAGGCAUAACAAAAGCCUUGUCCAAAACAGCCAGAGGCAGAAACAACAAUCAUUUUGCAUUUAAUAAAUAUCUCAUUUUAUUUA